Aureococcus anophagefferens is the source of this 819-nucleotide messenger RNA. RefSeq lists its product as hypothetical. The transcript has 3 exons. NCBI's taxonomy places the organism in Eukaryota, Pelagophyceae, Pelagomonadales, Pelagomonadaceae. Gene Ontology annotation, molecular function: monoatomic cation transmembrane transporter activity. The record is from RefSeq and is a predicted model, not a curated record. Gene Ontology annotation, biological process: monoatomic cation transport; transmembrane transport. Gene Ontology annotation, cellular component: membrane. The annotation marks the transcript as partial.
AGCCUCUGGAUCAACGUGGCGCUGACCUGCGUCAAGCUCUACAACGUGCUCACGUCGGGCUCGCUCGCCGUGCUCGCGUCGCUCGUCGACUCGUGCCUCGACCUCGCGCAGACGCUCGUGCUCUUCGUCGUCGAGCGCAAGGCGCACCUCGCGGCGGACGAGGAGUACCCGGCGGGGCGGAGCCGCCUCGAGCCCGUGGGCGUCAUCGUCUGCGCCAUGCUCAUGGCCGUGGGGAGCCUGGGGGUCAUCUACGACGCGGGCGGCUCCCUCGGCGCGACGGGCGCGCCGCCGCCGCUCGACGUGUCGUUCGACACGCUCGCGUCCCUCGGCGCGACGAUCCUGUCCAAGGCCUGGCUCUGGGCCUACUGCGCCGCCGUCGCCGAGCGGUCGUCGACGGCGCUGGCCCUCGCCGAGGACCACGCGAACGACGUCAUGUCCAACUCCGUCGCCGUCGUCGCGUGCGGCGUCGCGUCGCUCGCGCCGUCGCUCUGGUGGGCGGACCCGGGCGGCGCCAUCGCCAUCUCCAUCUACAUCAUCAUGGCCUGGUGGGACAUCGCCCGGGACCACAUCGAGCAGAUCGUCGGCAAGGGCGCGGAGCCCGACCAGCUCCGCGAGCUCUCCAAGCUCGCGUCCAAGUUCCACGGCGGCUUCGUCCUCGGCACCAUCCGCGCCUACCACUUCGGCCCCAACUUCAUCGUCGAGCUCGGCAUGAUCGUCGCCAACGACAUGAAGGUCUCCGAGACGCACGACCUCCGCGUCGGCCUCUCGACCGCCGUCGAGGAGCUCUCCUGGGUCGAGCGCUGCUUCGUCACCAUCGAC